AUGGUCACAACAUUUUCCUCGCCCGUGCUCUCUGUAGCCGUCGACGCCGUACGCGACCUCGAGGGCAAGGACGCACUGGGUGGUCUAUGGACCUUGUUCACGAAAUGCAAAGAGUCGCUGCAGGACGGACGCCGGCUGGAGAACAUCUCCUGGCGACUAUGGCACCGCGAACUCGCUGCUGGUGCCCACCAUCACGCCGACAGCCCGGGCUGCGUGACCCCAGACAGGAACGCCGCGUCCACCGCCGCGCCGCUCUCGCCGAUCUCUGAUUACGGCCGUGGCUCCUCUCAGGACUUUGACCACCAGCGUCUACGCUCGCCUUCGCCUGCUCUUUCUGUACAGUCGGCGAUAUCUGGGGCAUCUAGCCGUCCGUGUAGCGUUCGCUCCAAUUCGUCGUCUUCUAUUGGCAGGAUCAUCGUCGAUAUGCUACCUGAGAACAAGAUCGAUACGACGCCACCGUCUCGUCGGCCCUCGGUAUCCGGACCUCCCGAGCCAGUCUCUUUCAGGGUUGCAUCGUCUUCACUCCCGACGCCAGAAGCAGAGACUAUCGAGCCGUUCCCGACUGUCGUUCUGCCUCCUGUAUCUUCUCAUGCUGGCUCUACGGUGCCCAACGCAUUUCCUCGCGUCGUGAUCGUCAAUCCGACACCCCAUCCGACGCCUCCCGCGACUCCAGCACCUGGCCCCGCAGCACUGGUAGCGCCUCAUCCGCUGCCCCAUACGCAUCUGCUGCCGCCUCCACGGCUCCUGUCCGUCUCGCAGACUCGCUCGACAGCUACUGCGCAAGUCACCGAGCCGCAGGAGGCGGUGAAGCAGGCCGCACUCAUUCCGGCGCCGCAGCCGAUGCCUGCGUUAUCCGCGCCAGUUCCGGCCCCGGCGAAGAGCAGCGCUGCAGAAGGAAAAGCAGUUGAUCGCCGCUUCUUCCUCGAACAGAGUCCGGACAACCAGAGCGCUUCUUCUCAGGCGUCCUCAUCACCCGCUAGGAGCGGUCCAUCCGGCCGUGCACCCUCAGCCGAAGGAGCAGCGAGGUCUCCGUCUAUCGUGUCCGCACGCUCGCCAUCAUCUGAGGCUGGUAGUCCCCGUGGGGCUGAUCCGAGCAGCGUGAACUCGAAUCAGACUCACGCUAGCGCCACAUCGCGUCGGAAUGGCCAACAUCGCUCGCAUCAGCCUCGCCACAACAUGACACGGGCGCGUUUCAGCCAGCGUAUGCACCCAUUGGUCCAGCGUAAGGCGGCGGGUACGGAAGCUCAGCACAAGGCGGGCUCGAAGGGCAUGUUCGACGUCGGUUCGCUAGGCAGCGACGUCUCGCGCGCCACUUCGGGCAGUCAACGACGCCCCUCAGACAGCAUCGGCAAGGCUUCUCCGUCACCUGCUGCUUCCUCUGCUCUCGCGCCCCAGCCUAAUGGCAAAGCUCGUGCGGCCGCCGAAGUUCGCCCGGUCGAGCCGCGGAAACCCACCGCCCCAGCUCGGCCGCCUCUACUGCGGGCACAAACGGGUCCUGCACACACGAGUAGCCGCGUGACCACACCAGCACCCCCACCGCUGGCCAAGGCGCCGUCUGUCACCGCAACGAAGUCGGCGCUCAAGCAACCCUCUACGUCGAAACAGCCCGCGGCUGAACCACCAAGACGGAAAGUCGUCGUCGCGUCCUCGGACGAGUAUGAGACAACGGAGGGCAGUGACAGCGAGAGCGAAGAUGGUUCUACGUCGGAUUGGGAGGAUGACGAGGAAGAGCAGCCGAAGAACAAGGCAGACGAGGCGCGCCUCCGUGCAGCGGCGCGCGAAGCUCAGCGCCAGCGCGAGUUAUUCGACAAGCUCCCUAAACGAUCAUACUCGAAUCUCAAUCGGACGCAGUCUGGUUUGCUUUCUCAGCUGUUGAACCCGGAUCCUGCCGUGUUACCACCCAAUCACCCACUACGGUCGACGUCCACGGCCAACCUCCAGCGCGGGUUUGUACCGGCACCAAUGCUCUCGACUAGUCAGAGCAUGGCGGCGAUACCGCAACUCAGCAACAUCACCGCCCAAGCGCCACAGCCACGCGUUGACAAUCACUACCGCCCGAGGGGUCGUCCCGCCGAGCAGGAGCUCGAAGACGAUUCAUCUGACGAUGAGGACGAAUGUCUUUCGCGUAGUCUCGCUCAGCAGAAGCUUGCGGAACUCACCGACCCAAAUCGUCGCCGACGCCGAUCAGAUCAAGAUCAGGAGCCGCCUCGCAGAACUUCGCCCGAACGCUCGACGCUAACGAGCGUUGCGACCGCGCCCAUACCGCUCAACCAUCCUUGGAAUCUACCGGCACCCGCACCUCCCAUGACCCCGCGCACGACUCGGCGACAAAUGCUCAGCACGGAGUUGAGCGAGUCGCUUCGUCGUAACCUGCUGUGGGAACGGCAGGUCAGCAAGACCAACUUGCUGCGCGGCGGCCUCAAACCGCUCACGCAGACUCAUCCCGAGCCGAAGCAGCCUCCAGUGGAGACGGAGGAGCAACGGCGGGAGCGUGAGCGCAAGGAGCGCAAUAAGGCCGCAAUAGCGAGGCAUCGCUCGUGGGCCGACGAUUAUCACUACGCAGGGUGGUAG
Molecule: messenger RNA, 2571 nt
Organism: Peniophora sp. CBMAI 1063
Lineage: Eukaryota; Fungi; Basidiomycota; Agaricomycetes; Russulales; Peniophoraceae
Source: the annotation of a GenBank genome assembly